Messenger RNA from Vombatus ursinus (common wombat), 4652 nucleotides. Its product is annotated as mitochondrial dicarboxylate carrier-like. Gene Ontology annotation, biological process: phosphate ion transmembrane transport; thiosulfate transport; oxaloacetate transport. The record is from RefSeq and is a predicted model, not a curated record. Lineage: Eukaryota; Metazoa; Chordata; Mammalia; Diprotodontia; Vombatidae. Bases 70 to 924 code for a protein of 284 amino acids. Gene Ontology annotation, molecular function: antiporter activity; sulfate transmembrane transporter activity; malate transmembrane transporter activity. The transcript is spliced from 11 exons.
CGCUCGUCCCCGCUCUGGCCCGAGUAGCCCGGUGCAGCCCGGUGCGGCUCAGCCCCUCGCGGAACAGCCAUGUCCAAUAGGCGCGUGUCCCGCUGGUACUUUGGGGGGCUGGCCUCCUCCGGGGCCGCGUGCUGCACCCACCCGCUGGACCUGCUCAAGGUCCAUCUACAGACACAGCAGAAGAUAGAGAUGAAGAUGACAGGCAUGGCAUUAAAGGUGGUGCGGACCGAUGGCUUCCUGGCCCUUUACAAUGGCAUCAGCGCCUCUAUCUGCCGGCAGAUGACCUAUUCCCUUACCCGAUUUGCCAUCUAUGAGUCAUUCCGAGACCGACUGACUGCAGGGAACCAGGGGCCAAUCCCUUUCUAUAAGAAGGUGUUGUUGGGUUCCCUUGGAGGUUUUGCUGGCGGUUUUGUGGGGACUCCCGCAGAUAUGGUGAAUGUCAGGAUGCAGAAUGACAUGAAGUUACCUGUGCACCAAAGGCGGAACUACUCCCACGCUGUAGAUGGCAUUAUACGUGUAGCCCGUGAAGAAGGCAUAAAGAAAUUGUUUUCUGGAGCCACGAUGGCAUCAUCCCGAGGGGCUCUUGUCACCGUGGGGCAGCUGUCGUGCUAUGACCAAGUCAAGCAGCUGGUCCUCAGCACAGAAAUGAUCUCAGAUAACAUCUUUGCACACUUCCUGUCCAGUUUUAUCGCUGGUGGGUGUGCCACCUUUCUGUGCCAACCCCUGGAUGUGCUUAAGACUCGUCUGAUGAACUCCAAGGGGGAAUAUAAGGGUGUCAUUCACUGUGCUUUGGAGACGGCGAAACUUGGACCACUGGCCUUUUACAAGGGCUUUUUACCUGCUGGAAUUCGUCUAGUCCCCCACACCGUCCUCACCUUCAUCUUUUUGGAACAACUCCGAUUAUACUUUGGAGUGGAUGCUUGAGCUGGGCUUGUUUUGGUGGGAGCCAUGCAGAUGCUACAAGGCCCCCAGUCUACCCAGGAUUCUUCCAAAGAGACCCAGGGAGGGAGCACACAAGCAUCCUCUCAUGGGCCAGUACUUUCCACAUUCCUGUCUUGGUUUCCCCUUCUGUGUCACCUAUGCCCACUUCUUUGGCUCAUGAGCAUGGUUGUCCCAAAGGUAUCAUAUCCUCACUGCCUCCCCCCUAUUCCUACCCUUCCCCCCCAAUCUUAGGGAUCAAAAUGUUUUUUCAUCCUGUCCUGACAGAAGCCUCUUAAUUCUACCAGUCACUUUCACCACAUCUCUGUAACUCAUUUGCCUUAACUGUCCCCUUGGCUCCUCAUCUGGGCCCUCAGAAUGCUCUCUGUAACUUAACCUUGGCCUCACAGAAGGGGAGGAUGCAAUACAUUAUGUAGCAAAUCUGAAAAAACCUUCAAAGUGGCCCCUUCCUCCCACUGCUUAUCCCUCUCCCACCCUAGACUUCCCUUUGCUUUUCUACCAGUGGGGAAAAUAAAUGUUUACAGGAACUCUCCUCUCCUCCGAUCCCCACCCCCUUUCUAGGGAGUGUGAAUUACUUGGUGGUGGCCCUGCAGCCUAAGGAUUGGGUGGAGAUGUUUUUCUAAAGCCUUCCUCACUCUGAGCAGUUAUUAAGUGCAAAAGAUUUUGUAGAGAGACUGAGGGGUAAGAUGUAUCUUCAGUCUGUCAAUCAUAAUGGAAUAUGGAGCAUCCAAACUUGACUUCCUACCCAGGGUCAACAUACAUUUACUUUUCUUCUUACCUUAUUCUCGUUUUGGGUUGUGUUAACUGGAGAAUUGAGCACUGUGGGCCUCAUUCUUUUCCUCUGUCUUUUGAUUUUGAAAGAGGAAAAAAGGACGGACAGGUAUGGUUCUCCAUGAGUCCUGGUAAGAAAAAGACUAUAGCUUCUUUCCUCCCUCUCUCAUCCUCAUGGCAACACUUUCUCCUCUCAUUAUUUCUGCCAUUAAGUCCAUCAUGUCUUUGCCAUCCAGAUCAAAGGGGCUAAAACAUCACCCAUUCUGUAGUAUUCUUUCACACCACUGCAGCUUCCUAUCCCUUUCUCCCAAGUCUCUCCAAUGGCCCCCAUCACCAACUCCUGCUCAGUGAUUGCUUUAAAGAUCAAAUUUUAGCCAAAACUCAGGCACCAAAUAGCUGCUGCUGUCUUCAGGGAUUUCUCCUCUAUGCCUUCUGCUUUCUCUUCUCCUCUCCCAAGCCUCUUACCUCCUUACUUUUUGGUACCGCAUUUCACCACAGCUACUGAGUGACUUGUGUCAGACAAAGGUCAGGAGGCCUGGGAAUGGAAGGAAACAGAUGUAUAUUUUGACUUGUUAAUUUUCUCAUCCCUCAAUUCCCUACCUCCCUAAUAUUUGAUGUUGCUUGUGUAGAAAGAAGUUGGACCAGCCUGGUUGGCUGAUAUCCAGCCAAAACAUCGGGGCACCCAUUUGGAGGUACCUUUACACCCCCACCUUGGGCCCAUUACUUUUCUAGCUGACAUUAAUGUUCCUUUCCACUUGUUGUCAACUACAUGCCCUAUGGCCCUUAGGAAGGUUACUGUGUCCUCCAUAUGUACUGUGAAAAUUUAGAGAGAGGCAGAAUUGCAUAGUAGAUAGAACCCUGGACUUAAGAGUUGGGAAGACCUGGAUUUAAAUCCUGCCAUUCACACUAGCUCUUUUGACCCUGUCAAGUCACUCAACUUGUUUGAGCCUUGAUUUCCUUAUCUUAAAAUGAGUGUCAUCAUAAAUAAGAAAGUAACAUGAUAAAAAUAAGUCUAAGGACAGCACCUACUUCAUAGGGCUAUGGUAAAGAUCACAUUAGGUAAUCUAUGUUAUGCACUAUUGAGAUAUGAGCUGCUAUUAUUAUUGCUACUUACCUAUGUAUGGUAGGAGUUGUGGAUCAGUCAGAUAACUUAUUAGUGAUUCAGAAUAAUUUCAAUUAAUGAAUGGGAAAAGCUUUCUUUUUCUAAGUCAGUUGAAUAAGUUUUUAGUCAGUUCAUCCCUCUGCAAACCAGCACUGACCACGCCUUGAAUUUUAGAGAGUAUUCAAAGAAGACAUUGCUACUGCUCUGCUUGAGCUUACAGUGUAUGUGGAGGAAGCAACUGGAGAAUGAUUCUGGGACUAUGGAGGAGAGCAUGGCCUAGACCAGAAAUAUGGCAGGAACAGGUCUUUACCGAGGACUGCCGUGUGCUCAACUAGAGUUAUGACCAAAUGGGAUAUUGUCACAGUCUUCUGGAUAUGAGGUACCAUGUUGGUAUGCAGUAGGGAACAGUGUUGGUGGAGUUGGGGGAUCAUGGUAGCAGUCGAAUAGAAAAUUGGAUUAGUUACAUCUCAGAGAUCCUGAAGAUUUAAUGAGAUAAGCAACCUCAAUUGCUGUGAGCUCCAUUGCCCACCCACCAUCACCACUCCCUGCACUCAAGGAAAAUGGAGUCAGGCUCUCUGUUCUGGUUCUUCUCUGAGUUUGUUCCCUACUUCCUGGGUUAGAUGGUUUCUGUGUGGUGUAUAGGUGCUUCUGUGUCAAGGGCUUGGUGCCCCAGGUUCUUAGUCCUGAGCCCCCUGGCUCAUCUUUGAAGGAGUCCAGAGCUAAGGAGCUCCCUUGAUGAGGCCAAGAAAGGUAGUUAGCAGGAGUGCGGAGAUUCGUCUUUGCUGAGAUUUCCCUUACCCUUCCGUGGGAUGGUACAAGAGGGAGUGGGAGGGCUAUUCCACUGAGCUGAGGGCCCAAUUUGACAUUUACUUGACAUGGUAAUGAUUUGGGUGACAGAAUUAACAGAAAAGUUUGUAAAUUUUCAUUUCUCUGUCUUUGUAGUGGCACAGUUGACGGCUGAACUAGCGCUUUCUGGCCCAGAGUUUUGUCCCCUUCUUCCCCGGGAAGUAGCUUUGGAAAAGGAUUUUAUUUAUCUAAAUCUGAUUCAUGGAUGAAUACAGGACUAUCACCCUCCUCCCCCCCAAAAAAAAUUAAACAAGGACUAGGACUAGUCUUCCAGGAGAAUUGUUGAAAAUAACAAAGUCAUAGAAUUUUAGAGCUGGAAUAAUGUAGCUUGUAUUCUUAACGAUGUUGAACAAUAAUGAAGCAUUUCAUAGUAUCAUGGAUUAAGUAGUACUGAGAGUAAAUAGAUCACCAUUUUCUAGAUGAGGAAACAAGCCAAGUUGAAGUGAUUUGCCAAAUAUAAUACGAUAUAGCAAUUGAGGAUUAGGAUUUGAACUGGAUCUCUUGAACCAAGACCCCUCUUCCCAUAAUGCCACAAUACCUCAUGGAAGGGACCUUAAAGCUUAUCUAGUCCAAUUUCUCAUUUGUUUCUUGGUUGGCAUUUUCAGAUUUUUUUUUUGGUUGAUCAAUGUUGCUUCAAUUUCUGACAACAUGAGUAUUCAAAUAUACAAACAAAAAUGAGAGAUUAAAAAGAAAUAGAAACUACUGAACAAAACAAUGCAAAAAAAGUGAUUGCAAAUGAUUGCACAUGUAACGAUAUUCAAUGUUAAUUACCAGUUGUUAAAAGAAACUAUUAAUCUUAACAAGGUUGUAUCAAUAUUGUCUUUUGUAUUUAACAUGAAUUUUGUUGCUGUUGUCAUCUUUAAUUACAUAUUUGUAAUCGGUGUGUUCUUUUAGCCCUACUUUCUCCACUGCAUGUGUCUUCCUGCAUUGUUUGGGAUCCUUCAUAUUUGUCAUUGCUUAGAGCAUCACAUUCCAUUACAUUUGUCUAGCAUAA